This is a messenger RNA of Alosa sapidissima (American shad), 1647 nucleotides long. RefSeq lists its product as uncharacterized. Bases 98 to 1096 code for a protein of 332 amino acids. Lineage: Eukaryota; Metazoa; Chordata; Actinopteri; Clupeiformes; Clupeidae. The record is from RefSeq and is a predicted model, not a curated record. The transcript has 3 exons.
GUGUGUAUGUGAGAUGUACAGUUAGUUCCUCUAAACUACCCUAAAUCCAGCCCGCACACCCGUUGUAAUUGCCACCGUUAAUGCAAACAGAUGCAUAAUGCUUUGGACAACGAUCUUGACAAUGUGUCUACUGUCGACCAUCAAAACAGCGCACAAACAAGCCUUAUCAAGCGGUAGGGUCUACAAACUAAAGUGGCGCGGCUAUAACCCGACACCUGUGCAACAUCUGACGGGAGAAGAUCUACAAUUUGUGGAUUUUACUGCCUACAACAAUCAACUUACAGACCAACAGUGGAUUACUUUCCAGGCGAAAGAAAGGGGCCUUCAGAGAAACGCUGGACACAAAGAGACUGCACGAGAAAAAUCAGUUUGGGUUAGAUCUUACCCUUCUGACACCACUGCCGCGGCCUUAACUGCAUGGAUUGAAGCACAAUUGCGCUUCAUUAGAGAUGUAAUUCAACCACAGGUAAGACCUCGGACCUCCCGUGUAAAAAAGGUGCGGCGCGAUAAAUUGGCUUAUCUAUGGCAACAUCGCAGAAAGAGAGCUAUUCAAAUCAUUCUGAAUAAGAGCGAGUAUCCCGAAACACCUCCAUGUCCCAACAACGUCAAUGAAGUUCAGUCCUAUUACUCUGAUAAAUGCCAAGGCAUCACCUCAAUUGACGACGCUCCCUUACCUCCACCAUGGGAUGAUUUAUUACAGUCACAAGAAUCGGAGUUUCUACCGAUGUCCUCUCCUUUCACAGAGGAUGAGUUAAGAAACGUCUUAGACAGUCUGCCUCACAAUAAGUCCAGUGGUAGUGAUGGGGUCAUGUAUGAGACAUUGAAAUCCACUUCCUUGAGACAAACGCUAUUGCCGAUCUUCAACACUUGUCUGAUUAAUAAACGUGUUCCUAAGUCAUGGAAAGGAGCACUAAUUCAUAGAAUUCCGAAAAAAGAUAAUGUGCCGAAUGACCCCAGCACUUGGAGGGAUAUUUCCCUGCUACCAACGAUUUACAAAGUGUUCAUGAAAUGCGUACUUAGUCGCAUCCUUCCCUGGCUGGUGGAUGCAAACAUCUUGUCCACUAAGCAAAAGGCCAAUAUUGAGAGCAAGGGAUGAAUGAACAUGUGUUCUGUUUAAAAACGGCCAUAGAUGAUUUCAAACACGAGUGCAAAAUUUUAUUCAGUUUUUCUGGACUUCCGCGAUGCGUUUGGAACGCUCCCACAUAACAUCAUGAUCAGAGCUCUGGAGGAAAUACACCUGCCCCAAGUGUACAUAGACUUAAUCAAAGACGUGUACAAAAGCUCGUAUAUUCAGGUCAUUUGCGGAGUCCAGCUCACAGAUCAAAUACCCUUGCGCCUUGGCAUUAAAAACGGUUGCCCUUGGAGCGCAGUGAACUUCAUUUUAGCCAUUAACCGAUGGCUGGAUUGGAUGAGUCAGUGCGUUCCAUCCGAAAUCAUCUCUCCAAACCCCGUACAAGCAUUUGCUGACGAUGUGCAAAUGUCGUCACGUCAGGAGAACAUCAUACAUAACAUGAUACGCAAGACAGACUCCUUCCUCGACUGGUCGGGUCUCGAAGUAAAGGAGUCUAAAUGCGCAGUGCUUUACGAGAGGAGGAGCGGUGGAAACAGGUGGUACCGGUCAAAAUCUGACCGUGACCCACAAUUCAA